Molecule: messenger RNA, 4356 nt
Organism: Salmo salar (Atlantic salmon)
Lineage: Eukaryota; Metazoa; Chordata; Actinopteri; Salmoniformes; Salmonidae
Source: RefSeq, a predicted model, not a curated record
UACAGUACCGUCUGUGUAGAGUGAGUCUCCAGGGGCUAUACCCUCUCUGCCUUUGUCCAGGAUCCCAACCUCGGUGCACCAAGCCUGGGUACGCCAGCUAGCCCUCACCCCUGCUGCCCCGCCAGUCUGCCGGAACUGGACAAGAGCUUCUGAUACAGCCGAGAGUAGCAAGGGAGAGGGAGAGAGAGGGAGAGUGAGAGAAAGAGAGAGGGAAAGUGUGUGUGAGAAAGGAUAGUUUAGAGUGAGAGAGGUGGAAGAGGAAAAGGACUGAAAGCCAAAACGGCAGAAAGAUUGUAAGAGUUGAAAUAAAAACAGAGUGAAGAGAAGAGAAAAGGGUGGCAAGUUGGAGAAGAGGAGAGAAAAAAAGAGAGGUACAGUGAAAACGCCUCUCAUCUUCUUCUCUCUCUCUCUCUUCUUGUUCACUCUCCUUCGUUCUCUCUCCUUUUUCCCUGUGGCGGAGCGAUUAAGAGUUUUUUUAAAGAUCCAGGAAGGAGAGAGUUGCCUGCGAAAGGAGAGAACCAGAGAGAGUGGAGCAUUUCUGUCACGCUUCAUAGAAUCUUCCAGAAAACAAGACUGACCAUUCUGGAGACAGACGGACACACUAACGAGACACUGACGGGACACUGACGGGACACUAACGGGACACUAAAACUCAACAACCAACAAACAAAUAACCAAACGACCAAACCAACGAGUGAACUGAGGAACGAGAGAAUCGGCAAGAGAGCGAAACAGUCGGACGGACGUAGAGAGAGAAAGAAAGAGAGCGUGCUGGCCUCCCUGCCACCCCUCUUGCCCUCACCCGAAAUGAUGAUGUAUUUUUGGGGUAACCAAGAGGCACCAGCCCCCCCUGAAGCGAUGGCCCAGCCCUACCCACCAGCCCAGUACCCCCCUCCCCCCCAGAACGGUAUCCCAGCAGAGUACACUGCCCCGCACCCUCCUCACCCCCACCCGCCGGCAGACUACACGGGGCAGAGCGCAGUGGCUGAGCACGCCCUAACGCUGUACGCAGCCACACAGACACACAGCGAACAACCCGGCAAUGAGAACAACACACCCACCCUCACCGCCACUACAGUAUCGCAGGCAGAAGAGGUUGCGCAAACGGAGGGCUCCCAUCAGCUCCACCUGCAGCAGUGUGAUUCAUCAGAGAAGCAGCAGCCCAAACGGUUACAUGUCUCCAACAUCCCUUUCCGCUUCAGAGACCCAGACCUCAGGCAAAUGUUUGGGCAAUUUGGGAAGAUUUUAGACGUGGAAAUAAUUUUUAACGAGCGAGGUUCCAAGGGUUUUGGGUUUGUAACAUUUGAAACGAGUGCAGAUGCGGACCGUGCGCGGGAGAAACUAAAUGGUACAAUCGUAGAGGGACGCAAAAUAGAGGUCAACAACGCAACAGCAAGAGUAAUGACAAACAAAAAGGUGUCAAACCCUUACACAAACGGCUGGAAGCUGAAUCCCAUGGUGGGAGCUGUCUAUGGUCCUGAAUUGUAUGCAGUGGCAGGUUUUCCCUACCCUAGUACAGGAGCGACGGUAGCCUAUCGCGGAGCUCAUUUCAGAGGAAGGGGGCGGGCCGUCUACAACACAUUCCGUGCCGCGCCCCCACCCCCACCCAUCCCUGCCUAUGGAGCUGUUGUUUACCAGGACGGCUUCUAUGGUGCAGAAAUAUACGGAGGUUAUGCAGCAUACAGAUACGCCCAGCCAGCAGCCACGGCUGCAACCGCAUACAGCGACAGUUACGGGAGAGUCUAUGCAACAGCAGACCCAUAUCACCACACGAUUGGUCCUGCGGCCACGUACAGUGUGGGUACUAUGGCUAGCCUAUACAGAGGAGGUUGCAGUCGCUUCACUCCCUACUAGAGAGAGAGAGAGGGACAAACGCCUCCCUCCUUCUACCCCCCAGCAAAACAAACUAACAAACAAACAAAAACAACUAUCAAACUAAACUCAUACUUCCUGGUGGAAAACAAAAACAACUAUCAAACUAAACUCAUACUUCCUGGUGGAAAACAAAAACAACUAUCAAACUAAACUCAUACUUCCUGGUGGAAAACAAAAACUAGAACAAAACACUUCCAGGUCCAAAAAACACAUGAACCCCUUGUUAAGAAUCUCUCAAAUUGAAGUCUCAUUUUAAGAGUUUUAUUUGACUAUAUGCAUUGUCUUUCAUCGCUGUACUGUAAAUGAUGCUAUUUUUAAUUUCCUGUACUUCUCGGGGUUGAGAUUGAUGGUUUGAAUGUAAGAAAGCACAUAGAGAGAGAGAGAGAAAUUGGAGAUGAGGGAAUACAUGUAGGUCUCUCACUUUUCUCUCUCUCUCUCUUCAAUAAAUGUUAAAAUAUUGUCAUUAAUUGAACACUUUCUCAUUGAUAAUAGUAUUUCAUGGUGCGGGUUGCUGCCUCUGUAUAAUGUGAGUCAUACAGAGGGAAUUCACCGCUGUAUUUUCCUCUCUUUAAGUGUGUGCUCUCAAACUCAGCUCCUGUGGGAUGUGUCUGUGAUUGCAGGUUUUAAUUCCAACCCAUUUUCUGUACCCUUAUUGUUUCAAUUAGUCAUUUUCCCAAUAUACAUUAAGCUCGCUAAUGGUCAGCAAUUCCAGUUUAAGCAACAAAUUUCAAACUGGGUUUUAUUAAGUAAGUAAAUGGUACAGCCGGCCAAUUUCAUUCCCUUAAGGGUAUUGGCUGGACCCAAAGCCUACAGAACAGACCCAUAAUAACAAGCCUUUAGUUUGUAGACCUGAGACUUCUUAGGCUAAUGAGAGAAACAGAAACUCACUCAGCUGGGGGGUUGUCUCGAGCUCAGUUGAUAGAUUAUGGUGCUUGCAACCUCAGUAUAGUGGGUUUGAUUCCUGUGACCACCCAUGUGUAAAAAAUGUAUGCACUCAUGACUGUAAGUUGCUUUGGAUAAAAGCAUCUGUUAAAUGGCUUGUAUUAUAUAUCUAAAGGAGUUUGAGCUGCAACAAAAUGGCUGACAGGAAGCAGUAUUGUAGAACUCUGCGCAGGAGGAAGUGAUAUGUGGAGUGGAGGAGAGCCAGAGACAGAAGAGAAAGCAAGACACUCGACUUGCUAAUUUCUUCUGAUAGGGGCGGGGCCACUCUGGCCUACUUAUAGCCCCCACCCACGGAGGCGGUGCCCCAGAGCGAGACAUCACACUGGCAAAAUAAAUUUGGUCAGGCGGAUCAGACAGGGCGGUGUGGUGAGUGGGGAGGGGACACUAAGUAGACCAGAGCCAGCUGUACCCAUUCCCGUUCCCGCUCUCGCUUGAGCAUGCCAGAUAUUAUGGAGGAAAGCGUGCUCACGGGAGAGAGGGGAUGCCCACUUACACAGACAGGAACCUUGACAAUUUUUUUUCAAUGGUUAACGGCCUGAGUAAACUAUCUUAUUUAUCCACCAUCUUUGGGAGAGCUAUGGCAGCCAUUGCUGUAUGGCCUGGGCAGCAGCAGCAUUGUGUCAGAGAGAGAGCAUUGAUUGUGGCACUGAGCCAGAGGCAGAAAGUAUCCCAUCUCCACAGAAUGGCUUUAAAGGUACAGCACUCUAACUUUGCUUGCACCUUGAGGAAGCUAGGCAAAUUGCAACACAUUGUUUCCACACAUAAACUGAAAUUGAGUAUACAUUUUCGCAACCAGCAAUCAGAACGAUUUAUUUAUGUUUGACCCUUGCCCCAUUCUGCCAUUGUUGGUUGUGCUCGAGAAGGAGAUGACCACGCCUCUGAGUGACACUGAUGGAAGAGAGGGAGGCUUCCCAGCAGAAGCCAGACCAUCUUUUGUUGUCAAAUAGAAAGGCUGCAUUUUCAAUGCAAUUUGUAUGCGGCAAAAAUAUUUUUUCUAGGUGGAAAGAAUUGUGUGAAACACUAUCAUUCCACUAUUACUGCAGAUAUAUUAUGGACAUUUUCUGAAAUUACAAUGCAAAAAUAUUACAUAAUGUUCUGUUAAAGCGGAACACAGCGUUUCUUUUACACAAUGACACUUUGUAAGCUUUCCGUUUUCCUCUACAAAAUAAGCUAUAGUAUCUACAAAAUAAGCAAUAAUACUUCAUGUUGAUAUUGCUGUGCAUUCUUUCAUUGGUCAGUUUUUCUUUUCAGAAAGAGUCCUUAAAUAUCUCAAGUCAUUAUUUUUCGCCAUGCCAAAAUGAAUAAUUAACACUAUUCAACAAAGAGGAUGUUGAAGGGAAACGAUGAUGGUUACUUGUGGUGUUAUUAAAAUGAUAGAUAUAUGAUUUAAGAGGAACGAAAGGGCCCUUAACUCUCUUCUUCACACUCAUUUGUUUUUUAAAGCCUGCAUGCAGUCUUUCUAAUGUCAUUUUUAAAUAAUCACUGUAUGUCUAAUAUAUCACUGUAUGUGUUUAUUUCAUUAAAAUAACUCCAAAUAUA